Messenger RNA from Sceloporus undulatus (fence lizard), 2224 nucleotides. RefSeq names its product dual specificity phosphatase 22 (gene DUSP22). NCBI's taxonomy places the organism in Eukaryota, Metazoa, Chordata, Lepidosauria, Squamata, Phrynosomatidae. Gene Ontology annotation, molecular function: protein tyrosine/serine/threonine phosphatase activity. The coding region runs from base 192 to 776 and encodes 194 amino acids. The transcript has 8 exons. Gene Ontology annotation, biological process: positive regulation of JNK cascade; transforming growth factor beta receptor signaling pathway; protein dephosphorylation. The record is from RefSeq and is a predicted model, not a curated record. Gene Ontology annotation, cellular component: cytosol.
AUAUAUAUAUAUUGUAGCUUCUUAUCUGUUAGGCUGCCUCCUGUCUCUGGUGCUCAGGUUUCAGAUCCGUUAAAGCCAUGGGGAAUGGAGAAUGAACAAGAUACUUACUGGCUUGUACCUUGGAAAUUUUAAAGAUGCCCGCGACACAGAACAACUGAAAAGGAAUAACAUAACUCACAUUCUUUCAAUCCAUGAUACUGCUCGGGCCAUGCUUGAGAGUGGUUGCUACUGCAGAGAAGGCCUGUUCUCUUGUCUCCAUCAAGUGUUCCUACAAAGACUACAGACCACAGAACAGUAACAAGGGAGUGAAAUAUCUGUGUAUUCCUGCUGCAGAUUCACCCUCACAGAAUUUAACCAGACACUUCAAAGAAAGCAUUGUAUUUAUACAUGAGUGCCGGCUUAGGGGUGAAAGCUGUCUGGUUCACUGUCUUGCUGGAGUUUCCAGGAGUGCAACCUUGGUUGUGGCCUACAUAAUGACAAUCACUGAUUUCGGCUGGGAGGAUGCACUGUCCGUGGUGCGAGCAUCAAGGUCAUGUGCCAAUCCAAAUGCAGGUUUCCAGCGUCAGCUAGAAGAGUUUGAGAAAAAUGAUGUUGCUCAUUUCAGAGAGUGGCUCAGAGCUGAGUAUGGAGAGAGUCCCUUGCAAGACAAAGAAGAAGCCCAAAAUCUUCUGCAGAAGUACAAAGCACAUGCAGCAGCUCAGUCAAGUGCUUCAGGAAGGCAUUGGAAUGAUAACUUGGCAUCGGUGACCUCCUUGUCCAUGUCUGCUCCUGAAUAGAAAGCAAGAAUAUAUAAUGUUCCUAUGGAUAUGUUUGGUGUCUUGGUAAACCUUGGUUUAUUUUGAUGGAUUUGAGCCUAGGUGUGCUUUGAGUCUGGUCUAUUUCUGACUGUCAGACUGGAAGCAUUUUCUUUCAUUUUCAGUUAACCACAGUUUACUGUUGCAUUCAAACUCUAAUCUGUGGUUUUUAGCUAUGGUUUAUUUAAAAUAGGUCUAGCUUCAUAAUCCAUGGCGUGACUGACUCAUUUCAAAUAAACCAUAGUUAACAUUAACCACAGCCUAUUGAGUUGAAGGAUACAACAAACUGUAGUUAAUCAGAAAAAGGAAAGCUUCCCAACACCUAGAAGAGAGUCAAUAGGAGCACAUGACUGCAAAGUUCACUGCCAUAAUAAGCCAUAGUUGAUUGUGUCAUACACAUGCAGCCAGCAGGGCACAUUGCUUUGAUAGGCACAUAUGUAAGGAAGACAUGUUUUCUUUAUAUAUUAGCUCCAGGAUGAGAUGCCUUGGUCCUCUCAAAUAAGCUUAUCUCUCAAUAUAUGACAAGCAGGGUUCCAGAGUUCUUAAUUUGGUGUCACACUUGGGACUGGCUAUGCUAUGUGGUUGCAAAGACCCCUCUUCCAGUGUUCAUAUAAACAGCAUGCCUCUUUCUGACUGUUGAGAUGUCAAAUUAAUUUCUACAUAUCUCUGUUCUUCAGGUUGUUCCCAUAGCCAGAAUUUGGCACUGCUGCACUUUUUACAGUUACAGAUUAAUCUUUUUCACAACCUAAAGGAUGGAAAUAUGAAUGUCUGGAUGAACCUUGGUCUCAGCUGGUUUCACUGCAGCAAGUACCAUAACUGAAGAGGCAACCUGUUGUGUGAUGUUUAAAGCAACAUGUCUCUUUAGUAAUGGAAAUGCAACAACCAAAUCAGCUGUGUGCAUGGUUGUCUCUCUCAUGUGUGUCUUCUUUAAACUUCUUUUUAAAAAUCUCUUUGAAUGUAUGGGUACUAAUGUUGUAUAUUUUAUUCAAGAUGGAAGUAUAAGUAUAGCCAAUAGCUGUGCAAGCAUUAAUCUCAGAGGAAUUGUUCACCUGGAGUAUGUUCACGGGUAAGGUAUGGACAGGACUGAAUGUAUAUUGCAAAUUUAUAUACUUAAAGACUAUAGUGGGUUUAUAAUGGCUGAUUUGCUAUAAUAAUAUUUUAAACAUUCUCUUCCUAUUACUACUGAAAGAAAGAUUCUUCACAUGUCAGUUAUUUUGAUAAAGUUUGACCAAUGAUUGUCUUCCCUGAUAGAGUGUUGUUUAAUAAAAGCUUCAGGUUUUUUUAAAUGAAUGAAACAUUCCAGUGUUAUGUCAUUGUAUUGGCUGGAUAAAAGCACUUCUGGUUGACUCUAGUUGUUGUUUAUGAUGAUGUCAAAUGAGCAACUUGAGUAGAAUCAUCUAAAUCCAUUAUAGAGUCUAGAGCAGUGAUCC